This is a messenger RNA of Halteromyces radiatus, 1718 nucleotides long. RefSeq lists its product as uncharacterized. The record is from RefSeq and is a predicted model, not a curated record. Bases 36 to 1589 code for a protein of 517 amino acids. NCBI's taxonomy places the organism in Eukaryota, Fungi, Mucoromycota, Mucoromycetes, Mucorales, Cunninghamellaceae. The transcript has 9 exons.
UUUUUUUUUUUUUUCUUUUUACAACUAUAUUACCUAUGACUAUAUCCUCCAAAAAAAAUACCGAUUCUGGUGAUUCUCUCAAAGAUCGCUUCGAUCGAUUAGCCCUCGAGCCAACCCGUGCUGAAGUCAAAAAGACUGCUUGGACGGAUAACGACAGAUUCAAGCUGGAAGGUUUAAUACCCAAGUUUAAAUUGACCAAUCCUCCUGAUAAGGAAGUAGAACGCUUUGACUGGCGACGUAUUGGACUGCUUAUGAAUAGAACCCCUGGUGAUUGCUUUGCAGAAUACAGUAAGAAAUAUUGGGUAUUUGAAGAAAUAGAUAAGAAGGAGAGUCGUCGGAAAGGUGAUUUAAGGUCCAAGGAAAAAUGGGAAUGUGCACAAUAUCUCUCUCUGCUUGAUGCGCAAUCGAAAUCAGAAAGUUGGAACGAAACCAAAAUUGCUGAAAAGAUGUAUCCCAAUGACUAUAAAGACAAGCUGGAGCGAGUUCGUGUUGCUAUCGAUGAUAUUUGCUAUCAAGAAUUAGAUAAACUUGAACUAUUUGAAGGAUCGACUGAAAAUGAUCAAGAUACUUCGGAUGAUCCCUUUAUAGGUCAUCUACGUAUCGAACAUGACACAGGAACCAGAGACGGGUAUCUGGACAAUUUUACUCCAGCUCGUAUAGCUUUUACCAAAGAAUUGAAAUUGACCGGGAAACAAGUUGAUCGAAUGAAAAAAAUCAAGUGGGAUUGGUGCUAUAGAUGUGUGGGUAGUAUGAUAAAAAGGGACUACCAUAUCUAUUUCGACUACUAUGAAGCGAACAGCAAAAAAAGAACUGCCAUUAUUUUUGGGAAAACUGAACCAAGAGUGGAUGCUAUGAUACCAAGGGUGAUUGAUGCCUUCUUAAAAUCGAACGACAAAUGUCGCUACUGUGGACGGAAAAUCAAAUUUUGGGACAAAAAGUGUGAUGAUGCGAGUGCACCAACGGCUGCUUCUGGUGAUCACUUUUCUCCAAGGAAGAUGGCAUUCAAUGGUGGCACGAAGUUACAAUUUAUUUGUUACCAGUGUAACUGUGCAAAAAGCAAUGCUAAGGAUGGUGAUUAUCGAUCUUACCUUGGCGAUAUCAAGCAAUUCCACGACAAUAAGACAUCGAUACAGCGCAAAAAUCUAAAUGAUGAGCAAAAAUUGGAAGCUUGGCUUAUGUGGAUGGAUUUUGAAUAUGGGAAAAGAUACAAGGGUUAUUAUCUCGAUCGACACGAAGACCUAAAGCCAAUUUACACUCGGGAGAUAAUCAAAAAAGUACCUGAAGAAUGGGAGAUGACAGAGAGAGACAAAUUGUAUAUGGAAAUGGUAGAAAAGAUUGGCGAACGGGAUCCAAGAACAGGUGCUUUAGGUGUAUAUGAUCAUACUAUGCAAAAGUCAAACCGUUUCAUCAUCACCAAAUGGGACUGGCCCGAGGAAGAAAUCAUCGUGACUGGUGUCAAUCUUGACCGUUUCAAAAGAUCGACCAAUUUCCAUGUGACUAUGAAGUUUACAAAGGACGCUGCACAGAAAGUCGGUUGGGAACAUAUGAAUGAUUGGAUAAACAGCGUGAAAGCAAACGAACAACUGUGACAAGUCUCUGUUGGUAAACCCUCGUUUUAGUUUACAUCUAUUUCACGUACAUAUAUGUAUCUAGUUUUUUUCUUUUGAUAUUCACACAUCUUUGUAUGUCUACAUCCUCCUUCCUUUUUUUUUUUUUUU